AUGGAGGGAGAGCCCCGCUUCGACCUCAACCUCGGCCUGGUAGUGUGCUCGCAGCAGCCCGACGGGAAAUCCUUGCUGUAUCCGUUCGACGUCGUCGUCCCAACAGGCAAGCGUCCCCGCGGCACCGAGAGGCGCGCAAGGGAGGCUGCGUUCGCAAAAACCGUCCCAACUUGGUCGCGCCUGAUUCAUUCGCAGGCAAACAAGACGUCGAGCGGAUACUCAGCAUAUUUCGAGGCAUUCAGAGCCCCAUCGGUAGGCAAGUACCUCUUCACUGCACUGCCACCCGCUCCAACGGCCUCCCCGCGCGCCCAUCUCAGUCCGCUCUGCCUCCCACACGCAUUUUAUCUACCGUCCAGUCCCCUGCGCAGCUCAGUUCCCACGCGCUGUCCUCGCCAGGCUCUCAGGACGAGUAACAGCCUUCUACUGCACCUUGUGGGCCGCAGGUACCUGUUCCUGCGGAAGCUGUGCGAGGACGACGCGAACCUGCACUUCCGCGCCGUCGUGCAGCACGCCUCCGAGUUCCUGCCCUUCAUUUACACCCCCACCGUCGGCGAGGCCUGCCAGCGGUACGACGCUCUACGCAUCCGCACGCGCGGCCUCUACGUCACGCUCGAGCACCGCGGACGCAUCGCACAGCGGCUCCGCGACUGGCCCGGCCGCAGCGUCCGCGUCAUCGUCGUCACAGAUGGGGAGCGGAUUCUCGGCCUCGGAGACCUCGGGACGGGCGGCAUGGGGAUCAGCGAAGGCAAGAUCACGCUUUAUACCGCUGCGGCGGGGCUGUCGCCGCACGUGUGCAUGCCGGUGUGUCUCGACGUCGGUACGGACAACGAGAAGCUUCUCGAGGACCCUGCGUACCGCGGGCUGCGGCGGAAGCGUCUCAGAGGUCCUGAGUAUGACGCAUUCGUGGGGGAGUUUAUGGCCGCGGUGCGCGCGUGGCAGCCGCACUGCCUGGUGCAGUUCGAGGAUUUUGGCAACAAGAACGCGUUCCGCGUCCUCGAGCACCACCGCAACGCGCACUGCUGCUUCAACGACGACAUCCAAGGAACGGCAUGCAUCACUCUUGCAGGAUUGUUGUCAGCGUUACAAGUGACACCGAACCGGCGCCUCGGCGCGCAGCGGCUGCUGUUUUUCGGGGCCGGGGAGGCGGGGACCGGCAUCGGCGAGCUCGUCUCGCGCGCGAUCGCCGCCGAGGAAAACAUCCCCCUGACUCAUGCCAGGACCCUCUGCAGCUUCAUGGACAGCAAGGGCCUCGUCACGCGCGCGCGGCGCGACGCCGGGGAUCUCCAGGAGCACAAGCUCCCCUUCGCGCACGACGCGCCCGCCUGCACGGACCUCCUCGAGGCCGUGCGGCGCCUCAAGCCCACCGCGCUGGUGGGCGUGUCGACAAUCGGCGGCGCCUUCACGCCAGAGGUCCUGCGCGCGAUGGCGGAGAUCAACGAACGCCCGAUCGUGUUCCCGCUCUCGAACCCGACGCCGCUGGCGGAGUGCACGUUCGAGCAGGCGCUGGAGUGCACCGGCGGACGCGUGGUGUUCGCCAGUGGCUCGCCGUUCCCUCCUGUCGAGACGCGCGCCGCGAACGGCGCGGCGGCGCUGCGCUACGCCGCCCAGGCGAACAACGCGUAUAUAUUCCCGGCGCUCGGGCACGCCGCGGUGCUCGCGCGAGCGGCGCGCAUCACGGACGCAGCGUUGCUGGUGGCUGCGCGUGCGCUGGCGGAGCAGGCGUCGACUGAGAUGGUGGAGCAGGGGCUGCUGUUUCCGCCGUUCGCGGGGAUCCUCGAGGUGUCUGCGCGGAUCGCGGAGGCGCUCGUGCGGCAUUUCGUGGCCGAGGGCACUGGGGCGGUGCCGCCUGGGGUGCACGCGCGCAGAGACGGCGACGUGGCGCGGUUCGUGCGGUCGGCGAUGUGGUUCCCGGCGCGGCAGAUGAUCGAACGCGAUAGGGCGCGCCUGUGA
Pedinophyceae sp. YPF-701 is the source of this 1950-nucleotide messenger RNA. The record is from the annotation of a GenBank genome assembly. NCBI's taxonomy places the organism in Eukaryota, Viridiplantae, Chlorophyta, Pedinophyceae.